This is a messenger RNA of Mus caroli (Ryukyu mouse), 1595 nucleotides long. RefSeq names its product developmentally regulated GTP binding protein 1 (gene Drg1). The record is from RefSeq and is a predicted model, not a curated record. Lineage: Eukaryota; Metazoa; Chordata; Mammalia; Rodentia; Muridae. Gene Ontology annotation, molecular function: GTPase activity; GTP binding.
GUGUCGGCGCGGACUUCUCGCGGAACCCUGUCGCGAGCUUAAGCAGAUCCCGCGCUUGCGCGCUGCAGCGGUGGCCAGAGGCGCGGCGGGCGCGAGAAGGGGGACCUAACCAGUGUGGAGGCUGGUGUGGCCUCAAGCCCUCCGCCGCCAUGAGCGGGACCUUAGCGAAGAUCGCGGAGAUCGAAGCCGAGAUGGCUCGGACUCAGAAGAACAAAGCCACAGCUCAUCACCUUGGCCUGCUUAAGGCUCGCCUUGCUAAACUUCGAAGAGAACUCAUCACUCCUAAAGGUGGCGGCGGCGGGGGGCCAGGAGAAGGUUUUGAUGUGGCCAAGACAGGUGAUGCUCGAAUUGGGUUUGUGGGUUUUCCAUCUGUGGGGAAAUCAACUCUGCUAAGUAACUUAGCAGGAGUGUAUUCUGAAGUGGCAGCCUAUGAAUUCACUACAUUGACCACAGUGCCUGGUGUCAUCAGAUAUAAAGGUGCCAAGAUCCAGCUCCUGGAUCUCCCGGGUAUUAUUGAAGGUGCCAAGGAUGGGAAAGGUAGAGGUCGUCAAGUCAUUGCAGUGGCCCGAACGUGUAAUUUGAUCUUGAUUGUUCUGGAUGUCCUAAAACCCUUGGGACAUAAGAAGAUAAUUGAAAAUGAGUUGGAAGGCUUUGGGAUUCGCUUGAACAGCAAACCCCCCAACAUUGGCUUUAAGAAGAAAGACAAGGGAGGCAUUAAUCUCACAGCCACUUGUCCUCAGAGUGAACUGGAUGCUGAAACAGUGAAGAGCAUUCUGGCUGAAUAUAAGAUUCAUAAUGCUGAUGUGACUUUGCGUAGUGAUGCCACAGCUGAUGACCUCAUUGACGUGGUCGAAGGAAACAGAGUUUAUAUUCCCUGUAUCUAUGUAUUAAAUAAGAUUGAUCAGAUCUCCAUUGAGGAGUUGGAUAUUAUCUAUAAGGUGCCUCACUGUGUACCCAUCUCUGCUCAUCACCGCUGGAAUUUUGAUGACCUUUUGGAGAAAAUCUGGGACUAUCUGAAACUAGUGAGAAUUUACACCAAACCGAAAGGCCAGUUACCAGAUUACACAUCUCCAGUAGUACUGCCUUAUUCUAGGACUACGGUGGAAGAUUUCUGCAUGAAGAUUCACAAAAAUCUCAUCAAAGAAUUUAAAUACGCUUUGGUCUGGGGUCUGUCUGUGAAACAUAAUCCUCAGAAAGUGGGUAAAGACCAUACAUUGGAAGAUGAAGACGUCAUUCAGAUUGUGAAGAAGUGAAGGCCUCCUCCCAUGUGCUGGCUGGCCGCAGCAGUGCUCCUGCUAAGCCCCUUCCUCAGCCCCUCUGUCCUUGGCAGCCUCUGGAUUGGGGUACAGGGGUUGAUAUGGAGACUUCCCAACUGAAACAUCACUUUUGUUUUUCUUUCUGAAGAUGGGGUCUUAUGUGUUUCAGGCUGGCUUUGAACUCUUUGCAGCUGAGGCUGGCCUAGAAUUCCUUUCAUCAGCCUCCAUCUCUGAAGUGCUGGGCUUACCACUGUGUACCUUUAACUCCUUAGCAACGUCACUUUCCCUACUUUGGUGUUACUUCUAUUGAACUGUAUAAAGAACCUGGUGGGCCCCUUG